Salvelinus namaycush (lake trout) is the source of this 1804-nucleotide messenger RNA. RefSeq names its product family with sequence similarity 155 member B (gene nalf2). Gene Ontology annotation, molecular function: stretch-activated, monoatomic cation-selective, calcium channel activity. The transcript has 3 exons. The record is from RefSeq and is a predicted model, not a curated record. Lineage: Eukaryota; Metazoa; Chordata; Actinopteri; Salmoniformes; Salmonidae. Gene Ontology annotation, biological process: calcium ion import across plasma membrane. Bases 1 to 1209 code for a protein of 402 amino acids. Gene Ontology annotation, cellular component: plasma membrane.
AUGAUCAGGGGUGCUUGGAUGUUUCGAAGGGAAGAUGACGCCGUGUUAAAAAUCUGUUGUGCACCCAAACAAAACGACAAACCCUGUGCCGAUUCCGAGAGGGUACAGAAAUGGCGAAUGUCUUUGGCAUCCCUAUUAUUUUUCACUGUCCUUCUCUCUGAUCACCUCUGGCUGUGUGCUGGAGUUAAACUGAGGUCCAAGGAUAGGAGCAACCGCAAAAUCUGGAGUAACGCGACUGACGGGGUCCACCCGGCUCUAAAUGAGGAGAAAUUUGGUAUUUUUCUAAGCAAUUUCACCAAAUCCGCUGCUCCAAGUCCUCAUUGCACUGAUUCUCAUAGCCACCACACUCACCUGGAGUCAGCCUGCACCACGUUGUAUCAGCAAAAAAAUGGCUUUGGGUCCUCUUUCUCAACUCCAUCAACGUUCUCGUCACAGAUGUUACUUGAUUAUUUUAGGAAUUUCAGCCUUUCUUUUUGUGAUUCUUACACCAUCUCCGACUUACUGUUGGGGAUGUCAAGCCCAGACAGUUUGAAUUGCAGUCUUCAGAACAUGGUUUUGGAUUUGUUUAGAGGCGGUGGGGAUGACGAGGAUGUCUGCAGCAUCUGUAUCCAGGCGUACAUGCGGCUGGACCAACACGCUCAGGAAAAAUAUGAAGAGUUUGACUUCUUCUUUCUCAAGUAUUUAUCGGAGGAUUAUUCCGUCCGAUCCCACACAGAAGACUGUAAGUCAGUCUACAAAGCCUGGUUAUGCUCAGAAUACUUCAACGCCACCCAGAGCCAGUGUCAACACAGGAUUCCCUGCAAGCAAUAUUGUCUGGAGGUCCAGACCAUGUGCCCCUUUGUGUUACCAGACAAUGACGACUUGGUCUACGGAGGACUAUCCAGUUUCAUCUGUACAGGGCUACUAGAAAACCAUUUAACCAAUGCAGACCCAGAGUGUUGUGAUGUCAGAUGGAGUGGCUGCGACCCCUCUGUGGGGGCGGCGUGCGCCCUGACACAGCUUCCAGGGUCGUCGUCGUGGCAGCGGCGCAGCUCCCCGCCCGUGUCAGCUGCAUCGCGGCUGUGCAGCAGCAGACUAAGACUGUGUGUUCUGGUCCUCAUCCUGCUGCACACUGUCGUCUCCUUCUCCACUGUCCAGAGCAGUGGCGCUGUGGGCCUGGAGGCCAUGGUACCCCUGCCAUUGGAGGAGAGCUCUGCCCGAGAGGAGUGACUGAUUAUGAACAAGAGUUUCUACUGUUCCCUGCCUCCAGUCUACAGAGACCCCUUCCUUCACAGUACCUGAGGAGUGAGGCGUUUAUAACCCUCUCUCUCCAUCCAGUCCCCUCCACAGGACAUCAGGAAUGAGGAGGUUAUACACCGCUCCAGGGCAGGCUACAGGUCGGUAUACCUCCUCACCCUCCACCACACUGGAGGAGUGGCGAAGCACGGGCCCUCCCCUACCUCGACACAGAGAGGUAUGGAGGUGGAUGAGGUUUCGAAACUGAGAACCAGACAUGUCUCACAUGUAAGGAGGACAUGAAAGGGCAUAGGGAAAGAGAGGCGGGUCUCCUAUCAUGCCAGGGCCCAGAGGAAGCGUCGAUUUUAUAACUGAAAGAGGUACUGUAUGCUGUUUAUGAGAAGGGUUUGGGUACAAAUGGCCUUUUUCAAGUUUUAUCACUACUCUAUUUAAUGAGUUGAGUGAUGUUUUUGGGGAUUUACGUAUGAGGUUGGGUGUUGAGUUUGUGAACUGCACAGUGGGGAAAAGUAUGAGUUGCAGGCUCGUAUGCUAUUUUUUUUAUCUGUGUGUGUGUGUGUGUGUGUGUGCG